UGAGACCCCUGAUUUACACUCUUCCUGCCCCCUUUAUUCUGAAGGCAGCGUGUGGCGGAGGUGCGCCGGUAGCUUCCGGUGACGCAGCGCGAUGGGCGUGGCUCUCUCUCCGGCUGCGCUGGACCCGCCUGAGUGAGGGAGACCUCCGGAGGAAAGAUGGCGGCCCCUGCUCUCUCCAGCCGAGCGGGCAGCCCCGGUAACGGCUCCGGCAACAGCCCCACCGUGGCCGCCGCGAGGCUUCUCGCGCACGGCGGCGUUGGGCCCGAGCUGGACUUCAGGUCCGCGGCCCGCAUGGAGGACGUGAACCGGCUCAUCCAGGAGUUCAGCAAGCACGACCAGCGGGAGUACGACGACCAGCGGGCUCUGGAGAUCCACACGGCCAAGGACUUCAUCUUCUCCAUGCUGGGAAUGGUCCAGAAGCUGGACCAGAAGCUCCCGGUGGCCAACGAGUACCUCCUCCUGUCGGGGGGCGUCCGGGAGGGCGUGGUGGACAUGGACCUGGAAGAGCUCAGCGUCUACGCCCGCGGCGCCGACUACGACAUGGACUUCACGCUGCUGGUGCCGGCGCUGAAGCUGCACGACCGCAACCAGCCGGUGACGCUGGACAUGCGCCACUCGGCGCUGGGCCACUCGUGGCUCAGCCUGCGCCUCUUCGACGAGGCCACCAUCGGCCGCUGGAGGGACUGCUGCACCGUGGUGGACCACGUCAGCGGCGCCGCCAACUACUUCUUCUCCCCCACGCUGGUGGCCGACUGGUUCCACCGGGCCGUCUCGCUGGUGCUGCUGGAGGUGCAGAAGAAGCCGCAGCGGGGCACGCCGCGGGUGGAGAAGGUGGAGCGGAACGGCACCGUGGUGUCCGUGGUGCUGGGCGUGGGCAGCAGCCGGAUGCUCUACGACAUCGUGCCCGUGGUGUCCUUCAAGGGCUGGCCCGCCGUGGCCCAGAGCUGGCUGAUGGAGAACCACUUCUGGGACGGCAAGAUCACGGAGGAGGAGGUGAUCAGCGGCUUCUACCUGGUGCCCUCCGCCUCGCACAAGGGCCGCAAGGAGAACGAGUGGCGCCUGUCCUUCGCCCGCAGCGAGGUCCAGCUGAAGAAGUGCAUCUCCUCCGGCCUGAUGCAGGCGUACCAGGCCUGCAAGGCCAUCGUGGUGAAGCUGCUGUCCCGGCCCAAGGCCAUCAGCCCGUACCACCUGCGCAGCAUCAUGCUGUGGGCCUGCGACCGCCUGCCCUGCAGCUACCUGGGCCAGGAGGACUUCUCCGCCCACUUCCUGCUGGGCCUCAUCGACGACCUGCAGCACUGCCUGGUCAGCAAGACCUGCCCCAACUACUUCAUCCCGCAGUGCAACAUGCUGGAGCACCUGACGGACGAGGCGGCCAUGCUGCACGCCCGCAAGCUGUGCUCGCUGCGCUCCGACCCGGCAGAGCACCUGCGCUCCACCAUCGAGCACGCCAAGGCCGCCAACCGGCUCACGCUGGAGCUGCAGUGGCGGGGCGGCGCCAACAACCCGCCGUCGCCGCAGUCCGACUCCGGCGGCGAGAACCAGCCCGACGACCGGCUGGCCAAGAAGCUCCAGCAGCUGGUCACGGAGAACCCGGGGAAGUCCAUCUCGGUCUUCAUCAACCCGGACGACGUGACCAGGCCGCACUUCAGGAUCGACGACAAGUUCUUCUGAUGAGGAGUGAGGCUCCUCCUCUUCCUCCUCCUCCUCCUCCUCCUCCUCCUCCUCCUCUGACACUCCAUGUUUUAACAUUUCUCUUUCACAGAGUGACGUGAGUUGAUCGUCUCGUUGUUUCCUCCAGGUUUUUUUGAAAUUCUUCUAUUCCCUUGCCUCCUUGCCUGCUCACCUCCUUGCCUCCUCCCCCCUCGUUCACUGUGUGCCCUACCUGUGUUUCUACCUGCUCGGUGCCUUUUCAGUAGAGCGCUGAGGAGCAGCAGGUUGUUUUUAACCAGGUUCAAACCUGAAGAUGGAAACGUUUUCUUUAAUCUCUACUUCAGGCUGAAGUUAUUAACACUGUUUACGUUGUUGUUAUUAUUAUUAUUAUUUCUAUGAAGGAAUAGAAACUAAAGCUUAUCGACUAAAUGACAUGAAUAUUUAGCAGAAAAUUAAAUGUUUGAGCAAACUUGUUUUA
This is a messenger RNA of Gasterosteus aculeatus aculeatus (three-spined stickleback), 2128 nucleotides long. Its product is annotated as nucleotidyltransferase MB21D2. The record is from RefSeq and is a predicted model, not a curated record. NCBI's taxonomy places the organism in Eukaryota, Metazoa, Chordata, Actinopteri, Perciformes, Gasterosteidae.